GUAGAAGGCAUCACGGUGCUCCACUCAGCAGUGAAACACAAGAGGAUCGAUAUGGUUUCCCUCCUGCUCGAAGCUGGUGCCAACGUGGACGGGAAGGAUUGGGAGUCCAAAACAGCACUGCACUACUCCUUGCAGCCUCCUUGCCAGGACAUCCGAGUGGCUUGCGAGCUGCUCAGAUGCGGGGCUAGCAUCGAGGUGCGGGACAAGAACGGGAUGACGCCGUUGGAUUUG
This is a messenger RNA of Guillardia theta CCMP2712, 231 nucleotides long. RefSeq lists its product as hypothetical. The transcript has a single exon. The record is from RefSeq and is a predicted model, not a curated record. Lineage: Eukaryota; Cryptophyceae; Pyrenomonadales; Geminigeraceae. The annotation marks the transcript as partial. Gene Ontology annotation, molecular function: protein binding.